Messenger RNA from Asterias rubens (European starfish), 2776 nucleotides. RefSeq names its product solute carrier family 2, facilitated glucose transporter member 3-like. Gene Ontology annotation, cellular component: membrane. NCBI's taxonomy places the organism in Eukaryota, Metazoa, Echinodermata, Asteroidea, Forcipulatida, Asteriidae. Gene Ontology annotation, biological process: monosaccharide transmembrane transport. The record is from RefSeq and is a predicted model, not a curated record. Bases 644 to 1024 code for a protein of 126 amino acids. Gene Ontology annotation, molecular function: hexose transmembrane transporter activity. The transcript is spliced from 3 exons.
UAAAGAUGAUAGAUUGAUCAUCUAAAUAUUACUUCCCUUUUCCAUUAAUUGACAUUAUUAUUAGUCUAAAGGAAUGGACAGGAAAGAAGGGUUAGCUAGAGCUUUGUAUUGAGAAAGUUGUGACAUGGAAGGACCAGUUUCCUUUGGUCUUGUGUUUGCUGGCUGUGAUUUUAAAUCCAAAUGUAGCACAGCCUAAUGUGCAGUCUAGUCUGGCACCCUGUGCGCACAUGCAUUUUUGGGGCUGAAAAUUGCCUUUAAUCAUAAGUUGUCGUGCAACUCUCUCAUUACGCAUGCUCUGUAUCCAGACACUGUAACUCUAAUGUAAUUCUCUCAUUACGCAUGCUCUGUAUCCAGACACUGUAACUCUAAUGUAACUCUCUCAUUACGCAUGCUCUGUAUCCAGACACUGUAACUCUAAUGUAACUCUCUCAUUACGCAUGCUCUGUAUCCAGACACUGUAACUCUAAUGUAACUCUCUCAUUACGCAUGCUCUGUAUCCAGACACUGUAACUCUAAUGUAACUCUCUCAUUACGCAUGCUCUGUAUCCAGACACUGUAACUCUAAUGAAACCUUAGUACAGGUCAUGACCCUUAUUUAUUAUUAAUAUAUUCUUAUUUGUAUUGACAGGACUCGUUUGAUUGGAUGAGAUGGCUGAGCUUGGCCUUUAUCUUCUUGUACAUUAUUUCAUUUGCUAUUGGACCUGGACCUAUCCCUUUUGUGAUUGUCCCCGAGUUGUGGGCCCAGGGUCCCCGCCCAUCUGCCAUGUCUAUUUCUGUCCAAGUCAACUGGUGGUGCAACUUUGUUGUUGGUCUGACCUUCCAGUUUAUCCAGUCUGGCAUCGGAGCUUAUACAUUCCUGGUCUACAUGGCUUUCCUGAUCUUAAGUACCAUCUUCAUAUUUUUCUUUGUUCCUGAGACAAAGAACAGGACAUUUGAAGACAUCUCUUCUAGUUUUGGAAAGAAACACGAGGUCAACCAAAAUGAGUAUGAACUGCAGGGUUCCAACAAGAGAGAUCAGUUGUGAACUGACCCAAAUAAUGUAUCAGAAUAGAUUAAACAGUAAAAUACAAGAACCACAUUUGUGUGUGUGUGUCACUCAAACUGGAGACUUUAAACAAAGGAACAAAGUAUACGAUUGCUAUCACAUAGGAAAACAAUAGGGUCCAUUUUUGUCUGUGGGUCCACAGUCACUCAGUCUUGUCUGACGAUAAAACUCAUCUUUUUAUCAUUCAAUGAGUCAGUUUUGUUUUAAUUCAAAUUUGUUUUUUAAGUAAUAUUAAGUGCCUCGAAAACAAGAUUUGCAGUGGAGAUAUUUAUACAUUUCUCUGUUGUUUGUCAUGGUGUUUUUGUAAGACAAAUUAAACAAUUUGGAAUGUUGCAGUAAUUUGUAGAUAUGUUUAAUCAGGUUAAAUCUAGUCUCUAGAAAUAGUCUCUUUAUAUUGAUGCAUAAAUUCUGUGUUGGAAUCAACUGAAGUUGUGUCCGAAGUGACUUCGGCUUCGGCUGCAAUGUUAACGAAAGCCUAGCUACAGCUAUUGGCUACAGCUAUUGGCUACAGCUAUUGCCUAAGUCAACAAUGUUGAAGAAGCCUUGUCAUCAUCCAGCCACAGCCACUGGACUGGCUCCCAGUAACCCAUUGCCAACUCUAAAGAAGAUGGGUUGCAAGAGACAAAUGACCAACAGGGUACCAGGCAAUAGAUGACAGGCCAAAAAGAAGUUGAUUCAGAAGUGUAGUUAGAAUAAAUAAAAGUGGAAUAAAUGUAUUUUUGAAUUGAAAAGAAUUCUUCUGAAAAAAGUUGUUUUUGGAAUUGCUAAAAUUGAUAGACUUAAAAAAAUGUCAGCACACACAUUUGAUGUAUUUUAAGGGAUUGUAGUAAACAAUGGUAUGAUAAGAAAAGAUUUGUCAAAAACAUUUAUGAUGGAUGUCUACACAAGAUUGAAUACAACACCGAGGUGCUACAACUGGUUAUAUUAUCGAUUAAACUCAGUACAUUUUUAGCUCAUUGUGUUUUUGCUGUGUAUGUGAGAGUGGUUCUUAAAAUUAGACUAAAAGCUAGAGCGGUGUACACUUGACUUAAGUUCUUUACAAGUUUGAAUGUCUAAGGAUAUCAACUUUGUGACAACAACCUUACAGACCAUUUCGUGUUGGGUUUUCUACUUUCGAAUUACUGUUCAAUGCAAAAUGUGCUCUUUUAUUACUAAGCAUAGUAAUAGUAACAUCUGUAUAAAUUUCUAUGUGAUUUUUUGAAUACGGCUUUUCUUUCUCAUUACAAUUCAUAUCUGUAAAUAUUAUAAUCUGUUCGUGUUUUGUUUUCUCCCUUUGUUCCAAUGUUAGAUUUGUAAAUAUUUUAAAUAAUACCACAAUUAUAAAGCUUUUAAGUGUAUAUGGCUAUCGUUAUGGCUAUGGCUACGGCUAUGGCUAUGGCUACGACUAUGGCAAAUGGCUGUUGUCUGAAGCAAUAAUGAAGAAGGGCUUUUGAUUGUCUAGCCAAAAUGCUUUGUAAAGCCUUUACUGUGGGCACAAGUGGCAUUGGCUAAGGCUACUGCCUUGGCUGUAGAAACAGUGAGAAUUGGGCCUUUUCAGUAUCUAGCCAUAGUCAUUUAAUUAAAGCCAUUAUUUUGAGUUCAGCCUCUGAUUCAAACCCUUGAUACCAAAAUGAGGCUUGAAGUGCAAAAUCUGGCUACUUUUUCAUGUACUGAUAGUUUUGUAAUUUUGUCCUUCCAAGUGAAAAAUAAGAGUACUUGAAUUAGAGUGAUUUUUUAAAAAGUACUAUAAAU